This is a messenger RNA of Magallana angulata, 624 nucleotides long. RefSeq names its product complement C1q-like protein 4. Gene Ontology annotation, molecular function: protein binding. The coding region runs from base 23 to 565 and encodes 180 amino acids. Lineage: Eukaryota; Metazoa; Mollusca; Bivalvia; Ostreida; Ostreidae. The transcript has 2 exons. The record is from RefSeq and is a predicted model, not a curated record.
UACAUGUUACUAUGUACUAACAAUGAACACAGUCUGUAUUCUUAUAAUUGUUCUUUGCCUGUGUGUCGCUAAUGGCGAUGAAUCAUGUGACCGGAAGGAAAUGGAAGACACAAUUUGCAGUCUUUGCUCUCAACGAAAAGGAAAUCAGUCAGGUCAUCGAAUUGCCUUUUUUUCAUACAUGUCGAAAAAUGUCCCAAUUAACACUAUCUCCAAAUAUAAGACACUUGUCUAUGAUAGCGUUGAAACUAAUAACGGAAACGCAUAUGACGCAAAAUCUGGCAAAUUUACAGCUCCUGAAAGCGGGCUUUAUGUGUUUCAUACAAGCACGACUGCACGUGACAAAUCUCACAGCAUAAUUGAAAUUGUUAAAAAUGGUCAGGUAAAAGAUGUUAGUUGGGCCGAUGCCAUGGAUCAUAAUGAUAGAGCAGUCGCUUCUACAAUGACCAUUCUAAAUCUGACAAAAGGGGAUGUCGUACUGGUCAGGGUGGGCGUAUCAUUUGGAGGAAAUGUUCUGGAGAGUAAUCAGUAUACCAGAAUGAGUUUUUCCGGGUUUAAAUUGUCCUAAAGGACAAACAUGACCUUGAUCUGCCUUUGACUGGAGUAAUAACCUGCAUGAUUGUAAAG